AUGGAUUCAGAAUGCGAAGAUCCUCAGUUCUGCACGGCUGGCCCAAGAUCUGACUUGAAUGGAAUGACUCUUCCGGACUGGGUUGAUUCGGCUACGAAGGAGAAAUUUGAGAUUAGAUCCCGACUGGCAGUGCUGGCAAGGUCCGCACAAUUCAACCAAAAGCCCUUGAGACCGGAGGAUGUUUUUCUCUACCCCACCGGAAUGGCUGCAAUUAGCGCCGUUGCGCGGAGUCUUGCUCAGUCGGAAGAGGAUUCUGGAGCCGUUGUUUACGGAUGGCCGUAUGCAGGUACUCCCCACAGUGUACGGACGAGCGGCUUCAACCGAUUCACUAUGUAUGGACAUGGUACUACAGAUGAACUGGAUGAGUUGAAGUCCUCGUUGGCCUCGGGAACGAAAAUCACAGUCCUCUUUUGUGAGAUACCGUCGAAUCCCCAGCUCUCCACGCCGGAUCUGCUUCACAUCCGUGAUCUUGCCAACAAGUUUCGCUUUAUUGUUGUGUGUGACGACACGCUUGCGACAUCGGUCAACAUGGACAUUAUGCCUUAUGUCGAUGUGACAGUCACUAGCUUAACGAAAAUAUUCAGUGGAGGAGGCAAUGUGAUGGGAGGAAGCCUCAUGGUCAAUCCAGCCUCCCAGCAUUAUGAUAAGCUUCACUCGCUGUUGAGCAACUCAUAUGAGGACUUAUACUUCCCUCCAGAUGCAAUGACCAUGGCCAAAAAUAGCCGUGACUUUGUAGAGCGGGUGCACAGGUGCAAUGAAAGCACAUUGAGAAUCGCCAACCUACUCACCACUCAUUCCUCGGUGGAAUACGUCAACCACCCAACUACGGUGUCUAGUGCGCCGAUAUAUGAGCGCUAUCGCCGCGAAAAUGGUGGCUACGGGUUCCUCCUCAGCGUGGUUUUUCGAAACCCUGGGAGUGCGGAAGUUUUUUACGACACACUGGAUGUUUGGAAGGGUCCGACAAUCGGCACAAACGCCUCCAUUGCUAUCCCUUACUCUCUCUUGGCGCAUGCCAGGGAAGGCGAUUGGGCUGCCUCUCAUGGCAUUCCGAGACAUAUUGUGCGGCUUAGCGUUGGGCUGGAAGACUUUACGGAUCUGAAGACGCGAGUUAAUAGAGCUCUCCAUCGAGUUGAACAAUGGGAAGAGGAGAGGAAAAGCGCCGAUCCUGAUGGGACAGCGGCCAGUGGAUGUGCGAUCCUAUGA
Molecule: messenger RNA, 1203 nt
Organism: Penicillium alfredii
Lineage: Eukaryota; Fungi; Ascomycota; Eurotiomycetes; Eurotiales; Aspergillaceae
Exons: 3
Coding region: 1-1203 (400 amino acids)
Biological process (GO): transsulfuration
Molecular function (GO): pyridoxal phosphate binding; cystathionine gamma-synthase activity
Source: RefSeq, a predicted model, not a curated record